CUUAUAUCCAACCAUUUCAUAUAUGCAAGAACUCUUUAAUGGACGUCAUAGAACCAGUCGUGGAUAUUGUGAAGGAUGUUGUACCUAUAGUUAAGAAAUAUGUCAAGUAUCAGAUAUGUCACAAUGAUUAUGUCAAUGAAUUUAAAGAAAUGCAAACCAAGCUGGAGCGCCAACGAAAAGAUGUUGCUGAAGGACUACGUACUCAGCUUAUGCAGCCUGGGAAGAUUGCAAUGCAGGAAGUUGAAGCUUGGCUAAAGGAAGCAGACCAAGAAACUGAUGAAAAAGUGGUUGAAGAUCUAAUCUGCAAAGGGGGCUGUUUCACAUAUAUUUGCUCCUCAAGAAAGCUCGAUAAAAGGACUCAAUCAUUGACUGAAGGAAUAUUUAAGCAAGGAGAAAAGUACACUAAUGCUGGUGAGAGUUUGGUCGUAGAUACUCCCUCAAUUGAGUAUUGGGCAACUUGUGGAAAGAUUGCAAGCAUGGAAGUUAAAGACUGGUUGAAGAAAGUAGGCCAACAAAUUCCCUUAAAGGUUGAAGAUCUAAUCAACCGAGGGGGAUGCUCCUCUCUAUCCAACCUCAGGAGAAAAAUUGAAGAAUUGAAGCAAAUAUUUGAGCAAGGAGAAAAAUAUACUAAUGCUGGUGAGAGUUUGGUCACAAAUGUUGACUCAAUUGAGCGUGGUGCAAUUGUAUUUAAAGAAAUGCAAGAGCAACUGAAGCUCCGACAGAAAGACAUUGAGGCAAAAUUGGAGACUUCGCUUCUGCAGCCCGGAAAGAUGGCAAGCAAUGAAGUUAAAAACUGGAUGGAGAAAGCAAGCCAACAGAUUGACAUAAAGGUUGAAGAUCUCAUCAGCCAAGGGGAAUGUUCCUCUCCAUCCAACCUCUGGAAAAAAAUUGAAGAAUUGAAGCAAAUACUUGAGCAAGGAAAAGAAUUCACUAAUGCUGGUGUGAUUUUGGUCAUAGAUGAUCACUCAAUCAAAGGAUUUCCACUUCCCGUUGAAAAAUGUAGUGGUAGGGAUGAUAUACAGGAAAAAAUUCUGGAAUGGUUAAAGGGAGACAAGGUUACAAGAAUUGCAGUUUCGGGAAUGGGUGGUGUGGGCAAGACAACAAUUAUGAAGAAUCAAAAAAAGAAGUUUGAUAUUCUCAAGUUUCAGCAAAAGAUUGCAAGUAGCUUGAAAUUAGUACAAGAGCCAGAUCAUGAGAAUGAAACCAAGCUUGCUGCAUUGAUUUCACAAAGGUUGGGGCAGGGUAGCUUCCUGCUAAUUUUGGAUGAUGUGUGGGAGCCUUUUUCUCUAGAAGAUGUUGGAAUUUCUAAUCCAGUUGGAAAUAAUGGUUGCAAAUUAGUGCUCACAACACGGUCAAAAGAUGUUGCUCGUGCAAUGGAUUGUAAUGUGAUCCAUGUGAACCCUCUUCCACCUGACGAAGCAUUAGCAUUAUUCUUGGAGAAAAUUGGAAGUGAUGUGUUUUCAGAUGGCAAAAUUAAAAGAGAUAUGAGCCAUUUUUUAAGCAAAUUUUGCAAAAAUGUGAUGGGUUAUGAAUGCCUAGAACCACAAUGUCAGGAGUGUUUCCUAUAUUGCGCAUUGUAUCCUGAAGAUUAUGAAAUCCAAAAGAAGGAGUUAAUUGAGUAUUGGAUUGAGGAGGGGCUUAUAUAUAAAGAAGGGAAAACUAGGGAGGCAAUGAAUUGGAAGGGUCAUGAUAUACUUGAUAAGCUAGUUGACAACUACUUGUUGGAGUUGGUUGGAGGCAAGGAAUAUUGUCUACCAGAAGAGGGUGAAUGGAGAGAAAAUCCUUUGAAGCUUUCUUUAAUGGAGAAUCACAUAACAGAAAUUCCUUCAAGCAUGUUGUCUCCAAAGUGCCCUAUGCUUACAACCUUGCUGUUGUCCAAUAACCAGAUUUCAACAAUUCCAGAAGCUUUUUUUGAGCAUAUGCUUGGGCUCAAGAUCCUUGAUCUUUCCAACAAUUGGGAGCUAACAAGGUUGCCGAGUUCUGUUUCCAAAUUGGAGAAGCUUACUACAUUAUUGCUAUUGAAUUUAGGAGCAGUUGCUGAGUCAGCACAGCUACCAGCUGGCACAUUUUCCUCUCUUCAAUAUAUUAAUGUUAGGGCAUGUUAUAAAAUAAAGAAGUUAUUCUCGCUGAUAUUGUCAUCGGCACAUGAAGAAGAAAACAUCACUCUACCCAAGUUACAAGGCUUGAAAUUGACAAGAUUGCCCUUAUUGAAGAGCAUCUGCAACAGCUCUAGUGUGUUAAUUUGUGAUUCCAUCCAGAAUCUGAGGAUUUCCAAUUGUGAGAAGCUAAAGAGGAUUCCUAUGAAUUUUCCCUUACUUGAUAAUGCCCAAUCAUCUCAUCCUCCUUCCCUUGAAGAAAUUGUGGUACUCCCAAAAGAAUGGUGGGAAUCAUUGGAAUGGGACCAUCCCAAUGCAAAAGACAUCCUUUUCCCCUUUUGUAAAUUUCAGCAGAAAUGGUGGUAGGGCACACCGCAAAUUCUUUUAUUUGUGGUAUUGAUGCAGUAUCAGAUGUAAGAGUUUGAGAACUUUCUUUGUCCUUUUUCUUAAUUGUUUUGGUUUUGCCAUUCAUUUUCAGUCCUUGCUUCCUUGCCUUUUAUUUGACACCUAGUUUCAAAUUCGAUGGUCUCCAUGUGUGCCCUUAAAUAUGCCUGCUUUGGCCAUGGACAGAUUGACUCGAUUUCCGAAGGUGACUUCUUAGUUGGUUACAGAAAGUGAAACGGAUUUCCAAAAGGAACGGUUGGGUGUCAAGAAUAUGGAUGCCUCUUUAUAGAGUGCAGUGCAAAAACUUGAGUGAAUGUAGAACAAUGCUAUGACGAGCUUGUCUUAAAGGUAACUAAAAUCCAGUGUACUUUAUUCUAUAAUUGAUAUAGCCUGAUAUUUUUAUUAGAUAGCCCUGCCUUGAGACAAAUGUAUAUGUUUGUUUGGAUACAAGAGAAGCAUGGAAGCUAAUUAAAGCCUUUGAAUUUG
Molecule: messenger RNA, 2966 nt
Organism: Rubroshorea leprosula
Lineage: Eukaryota; Viridiplantae; Streptophyta; Magnoliopsida; Malvales; Dipterocarpaceae
Source: the annotation of a GenBank genome assembly